Molecule: messenger RNA, 777 nt
Organism: Caenorhabditis remanei
Lineage: Eukaryota; Metazoa; Nematoda; Chromadorea; Rhabditida; Rhabditidae
Exons: 4
Coding region: 1-777 (258 amino acids)
Source: RefSeq, a predicted model, not a curated record
AUGGAAAUGGAGGAUAACAGAGAAGAGUUUGUAUAUGAAUCAGACGAGUGGGAAGAUGGGGAGAUAGAUCUCCGAGAUGACGACGAGAUAGACAGAGAAAAAGAGAAGGAACUCCGAAUGAGAAAUCGGAAGACUAUUAUUUACUUAAAGUAUGUGGAUAAACACUUGAAGGGAAUGAAGAAAUUAAUCAAAGAAUUGGUAGAUUCUGAUGAAGCUGAGACAAUAGAUAAAUCUACGGCGGCUCGAAUGAUAGAUGUUUCCAGUACUUCUCGGUUCUUCUCUGACUUUAUGUCGAGUGAGACACCAGCUGAAACUUCUGAUAGUGAGGACGAGGCAAAAGAAUCCAACACAGAGUCUUCUGAUAUAUCGUCGAGGGAGAGUGUCUCCAAAAGAGUUCGAGCCAAUAAUGAAAACGAAGGAAUAUCAGAAAAACGUCGCCGAGUUGAUAGCAAAUAUCAAGGAGAAUCAGAUGCCCCAACCCCAGAAAUAAUUCCAAUUCCACGAAAGAAAUAUCCAUAUAUUCAUAAAGUUCUCGACUCACUCGAAAUAAAAGUCGAAAACGUACUGCACCUCUUUCAUUGUGUUCCCGGAUUGAAAUAUCUCCAGGAAAAAUUAGAAGAACUCUUGUUGUCUAUAGCACAAGGCUAUGAUUUCAGUACUCAGGAGAAUCGAAUGUUGUUCAUGGAUAAAUUGAACCAGUCGGUUCACGUCGCCUUACGGCGACUAAACCUCCUUCUUAACACCACCCUUCUAUGUGCUACAGUAAAUCUUAAUUAA